Messenger RNA from Coprinopsis cinerea okayama7#130, 766 nucleotides. Its product is annotated as orotate phosphoribosyltransferase. Bases 6 to 689 code for a protein of 227 amino acids. Gene Ontology annotation, biological process: 'de novo' pyrimidine nucleobase biosynthetic process; pyrimidine ribonucleoside biosynthetic process; pyrimidine nucleotide biosynthetic process. Gene Ontology annotation, cellular component: cytoplasm. Gene Ontology annotation, molecular function: orotate phosphoribosyltransferase activity. Lineage: Eukaryota; Fungi; Basidiomycota; Agaricomycetes; Agaricales; Psathyrellaceae. The transcript is spliced from 2 exons. The record is from RefSeq and is a predicted model, not a curated record.
UAGCCAUGGCCCUUUCAGAAUCGCUAUCUCCUUACCAAAAUGAGCUCAUCGAGCACGCCAUGUCGGUCGACGCCCUCAAAUUCGGACAAUUCACUCUAAAAUCCGGCAGAAUAUCUCCUUACUUCUUCAACGCCGGUCUGCUCUGCACCGGGCCCAUCCUCGCCUCCCUCUCAAAAGCUUACGCCAAAACCAUCGCCGACGCACUAGCAGCCUCCAAAAUCCCCUCCUUCGACGUCCUCUUCGGGCCCGCCUACAAAGGCAUCCCCUUCGCAUCCACCACCGCUCUCGUCCUCCACACCGAGCACAACAUCCCCGUCGGCUUCGCCUACGACAGGAAGGAAGCCAAAGACCACGGCGAGGGCGGCAAGAUGGUCGGCGUCGACGUCAAAGGCAAAAAGGUGCUGGUUUUGGACGACGUUAUGACCUCUGGCAAAGCCAUCCGCGGGUCGAUCGAGACGAUUAGAGCGCAUGGCGGGGAGGUGGUUGGUGUGAUCCAGGCGCUUAAUCGGGAGGAGGUGGGGCAGGAUGGUGUGAGUAGUACGGUGAAGGAGAUUGAGGGCUUGAUUGGCGAGGGACGGGUGUUGUCGAUUUUGCGGAUGAGGGAUUUGAUGGUUUGGCUUGAAGCUCAUGGGGAGACUGCCAACUUGGAUAAGAUGAAAGAGUAUUGGGAUCAGUAUGGGUUGAAAUAGGUGCCAUUUUUGCCUAUUAUCUGUGUAAUAUAGAAUUGGAAUUGACCUUUCCAUCCUUUUGGCCGCUCGGUGCCCCG